Molecule: messenger RNA, 4473 nt
Organism: Chlorella variabilis
Lineage: Eukaryota; Viridiplantae; Chlorophyta; Trebouxiophyceae; Chlorellales; Chlorellaceae
Exons: 20
Coding region: 1-4473 (1490 amino acids)
Biological process (GO): meiotic sister chromatid cohesion, centromeric; protein phosphorylation; mitotic spindle assembly checkpoint signaling
Molecular function (GO): protein kinase activity; ATP binding
Source: RefSeq, a predicted model, not a curated record
AUGGCGGCCCCCGCCGCGGAGCCGGACUGGGAGGCCUCCAAGGAGAAUUUCCAGCCCUUGAAGACCGGCCGCAAGGCGGCCGCGUUGCGGGACAGCACCGCAGAGCUGCGCACCCAGGCGAUUGAGGGGCGGCGGCGGGCGUUUUGGGAGGAGCUGGCAGCCUACAGCGGCAGUGAUCCGUUGGAGGUCUGGCUCAGGUUCAUCCGCUGGACGCAGGACACGUUUAGCGCGGGGGGACACAAGGCGGAGCUGCUGCCGCUGCUGGAGCGGUGCACCGCAGCGCUGCAGGGGGAAGAGCGGUACAAGCAAGACAUCCGGUACCUGCGGGCCGACUGCCUGCCUGACCCCGGGGACGUGUUUUCUUUCCUCAAGGAGCAGGGCAUCGGGCAGGAGCAUGCCCUGUACUACGUGGAGGCUGGGCAGGCGGGGAGCGGCGGCGCGGCGGGCGAGGCGGGCCGCCCCACGCUGCGCCAGCGCCUGGACCGCGGCGGCAGCGUGGCGGCUGCGGGGGAGGAGGGGAUCAUUCAGGACCCGCUGCAUCUGCACAAGGCCCAGGCGCACGUGGCGCCGCUGCCCGGGUUUCCCGGCGGCGCGCCAGAGGCGCCGCCGGCCAAGCGGCGGCGGGAGGAGGCCAUGGCUUUUGACCAGGGUGAGGAGCUGUGUUUCGAGGAGGCGAGGGCGGCGGCCUGGCUGCAGCGCCGCGCAGCGGAGGAGCAGGCCGCCGAGGCCGCCGCCGCUGCGGCCGAGGCCGAGGCAGGGGAUGAUCUGCCAGACAUGAAUCUAGAUCUUGAGGGAGAUACCUGUGCACUGGGCGUGGUGCUGGGUGCCAGCGCUGGCACCCCGGCUGCUGCGCAAGCAGCCGUGCCGGCAGAGCCCCCUCCACAGCAGCAGCAGCAGCGCGCAUCGCCGCUCCCCGCUGCACAAGCGGGGAGCCCGCUGGUGGUUCCAACGGUGGAAGUUGCGGAGGAGGCUUGCCCUGCCGCCUUUGGCAGCCCCGUAAUGGUGGAGGCGAUUGCUGCGCCGCCUUCUCCCGCGGAGGCGGGGGCAGAGGUGGCGGGAGCCGAGGAGGCGCCUGCGCCGGCUGCCGAGCAGGCGGCCGGCCCCGCCGCGGCGCCCAGCACAGCACAGGAGAGGGAAGAGGAGGCUGCUGUGUCACCUGCAGAUAGUACUGACGAGGCCGCCGAGCCGGCGAGCUCUGCAGAGCAGCAGCAGCCCGGGCUGCGGCCCACGCCGUUUGCGCAGCAGGCCGAGCCCGCCGCCUGCGAGCCCACAGUGACGCUGAGCAGCCGGGACGCGUUUGCCGCCAUCAAUCAAAUGUUUGGGGGCGCCCUGCCCGCGGCCACGGCACCCGCUGGCCUGCUUGCCGGCGGCGGGGCGGCUGCUGGGCUGGAGCCGACGGUGACCAUUGCAACCAAGGACGCCUUUGCCGCGCUCGACGCAAUGUUCAAGGGUGCGUUGCCCCAGGAUCAACCCACCCUGCCGCUGGGGCGCUCCGGGGUCCUGGGCGGCAGCGGAAGCGGGGGCAUCGGCCACGCGCCAUUUGGCGGCAGCGGCGGCUACGAGCCCACCAUGACCAUCUCAACCAAGGCGGCUUUUGCAGCCCUCAACAAUAUGUUCAAGGGCGCGUUGCCUGGGGAGCAUGCCAGCCUUCCGCCCACGGCGCGAGGCCCUGUGGGGGGCGGCUAUGAGCCCACCGUCACCAUUUCGACCAUGGCGGCCUUUGAAGCCGUCAACAGCAUGUUUGGAGGCGGGACAGCUGCAGCUGCAGCACCGCUGCAGCAGCCCGCAGCGGCCCGGCGGCAGCAGGGCGGCUUCCGGGCGCCCGCGCCGCGGCCGCGCCCCGCGGCCGACUCUUUGCCGGCCGACUCGCCUGCCGGCGGCGGCGGCGGCGGCUUCUCCAUCAACGAAGACACUCAGUUUGUGAGUGUGCCGCUGGGCUGCGACGACGGCGACGACGGCGGCGCGGCAGGCUCGCCAGGGGCGGUCGUCGUCGGCGGCGGCGGCAUGGGCAGCUUCUGCGUGCAUGAAGACACUCAGUUCAUAACGGUUUCCGCGGCAGGAGCUGAUGAGGAGGAGGAGGAGGAUGCAGAGCCGGCGCGGCAGGCCAGCCCCGCGGUAUCCGGCGGCGGCCUAGGCGGGCUCAUGAUCCGUGAGGACACGCAGUACAUAACUGUGGCGGUCCCACAGCGGUACGACGAGUGCACCGGCGACGACGAUGCGUUGGCGGGCGAGGCGAUAGCGGCGGUGGAGGGAGGCGAGUGGGCACCCGCUGGCACGCCCGACCCCUCCCAAGGCUUCCGCAUCCGCGAGGACACACGGCAUGCGGGCCCACCUGCUGCCGCUGCUGCUGGCGGCAGUUUCUGCAUCAGGGAAGACACUAUGUUCCUGGGGCUGGGUGCCACCCCUGCCACCUCUCCCGGCAGCAGCCUGGGCGGGACCGCCGGCUGCCCCAGCGGCGGCCCGGGCAGCAGCCCGCGCGCGGCGCGCAAGCGGCCGCUGAGCGAGCUGCGGGACGGGGGCAGCACAGGCGACCUGCUGGGCGGCGGCGGCGACGCCUCGCCGCUGCUCGCGGCGGGCAGCCCCGCGCACAGCGCCAACGACGGCCAGGUGGGCAAGUGGGGGUUUGCCCCCGGUGCCGACGACACCCUCGCCCUCCAGCUGGACCUGGGAGACACGCAGGCGCUGCUGGAGGCGGUGGGCCAGGCGGCGGCGGCAGACCCCACGGCGGCGGCGCAGCUGCAGGCCGCCGCCGACGGCGCCGACGGCGGCGCCGCCCCCGGAGCCUCCCCGGCCCUGGAGGCUCACCUGGAGGGCCUGCAGCUGGCAGACAGCAAGGAGAACUUGCCUGUGGAGGCGGCGGCAGUCGCGGCGGCGCCCGGCGCCACCGCCCGCAGCCUGUCCGACCCCGUCGCCGCCGCAGCAGCGCUGCGCCCGCUGGGCGAGGCGCGGGCGGCGGCGCUGGGCGGCGUGGAAGUGGAAUGGAAUGUUGAGGCGGAGGCGGCUGUGGUGGCUGCUGGGCUGCCGGAGCAGGACAGCUUCAUGGUGUGGGUAGAUGAUGGGGAGGAAGGCAGCCCGCCGCUCAUGGGCUCACCCGCCGGCUCCGGAGGCAGCCAGACCUGCGCCGCCCCGGCCGCCGCCGGCGCCGCUGCGGCCCAGCCCGGCGCCGCCGCCAAGAAGCUGGAGCAGGCUGGAACAGCGCAUCUGUUAUCGCCAGCAGGCGAGGUGGUGGCGGGCGCGGGCUUUGUGACGCCCGUGCGGCAGUGGCCGGAGGGAGGCGCUGGGGAGGUGCCGGCGCUAGACCCCUUCUCUCCCUCCUUCCGCGGGCGCAUGCUGGCCUGCCUGGAGCCUGCGGUGGCUGAGGUGAGCCUGGCGGUGGUGCUGUGGGUGUGGCAGUGGAGGCCGUGGUUGCUGGGUGUACCAGCUGGCACUCUGGCUGCCAUUUGGUGGCAGCAGCAGCAGUGGCCCGGCGUGCACUGCAUGAGCGAGGGGGAGGAGGCGGAGGCGGAGGUGGGGCUGGAGGCGGCAGCCAGGGGCACCUCGGGGCUGGUGGAGCUCCAGCUGUGCGGGCUGGAGUUUGCGGUCAGCGGGUGCAUCGGGGAGGGGGCCUAUGCGCGUGUGUUCCAAGGCGUUGAUGGCGACUGCGGAGAUGUGGCGCUGAAGCUGGAGGGGCCGCCCUGCCCCUGGGAGUGGUACGUCUGCAAGGCGCUGGCGGCGCGGGUGCCGCCGGCCGCGCGCCGCCACUUUGUCGAUCCUUCCGCCCUGCUGCUGGGGGCCAAGGCCAGCGUGCUGGUGGCGCCGCUGGGGCCCCACGGCAGCCUCCAAGACCUGGUGAACGCGUACCUGGCGCGGCAGCAGGCUCCCCCCGAGGCCCUGGCCAUGCACUUUGCCGUUCAGCUGCUGCGCAUCAUGCGGGAGAUGCACGCGGCCCACGUGGUGCACACCGACAUCAAGCCAGACAACCUGCUGGUCACUGUGGAGUCAGGGGAGGGGCCAGGUGGCAACGAGGCGCCCGGCCCCGCUCUGGGCCUGCAGCUGAUCGACUUUGGGCGGGCUCUGGACCUGGAUCUUCUGCCCGCGGGAGCAUUGCUGCAGGGUGACAGCGGCACCGACUCCUUCCGGUGCGUGGAGAUGCGGGAGGGGCGGCCCUGGGUGUGGCAGGCGGACGCCUACGGCGUGGCUGCCACGGUGCACUGCCUGCUGUAUGGGCGGUACAUGGAGGUGGAGCGAGUGCAGGAGCAGGCCACAGGCGCUGUGUCUCUGCGGCUGUGCGAGCCGUUUAAGCGCCACUGGGCGGCCGAGCUGUGGGGACCCUUCUUCUCCCUGCUGCUGAACCAUACAGAUGUUGAUACGCCGCCCUCGGUGGAGGGUCUCAUAUCGGCCUUUGAGGCGCGCCUGAGUGGCAGCCGGGAGGCGGCCAGGCAGCUGCGCCAGGAGAUGAGCAGGGCGGCAGCGCUGCUGCCGCAGCGUUGCUGA